This is a messenger RNA of Physella acuta, 2013 nucleotides long. RefSeq lists its product as uncharacterized. NCBI's taxonomy places the organism in Eukaryota, Metazoa, Mollusca, Gastropoda, Physidae. The record is from RefSeq and is a predicted model, not a curated record.
AUGAAGAAAUUAUAUGUAGAGCCAGAGAAACUGAUAGAAGAGGAACUUAUGGCCUGUACUAUAAUAAGUGAAAGCUGUAAUACACAAGAAAUUAAGACUAAUCAUAUCCCAGUGAAUGAGAAAAACAUAAUAGACAAAAUAAUAAAUGAGUACAAAGAUGUGAUUACAACAGAAAUGGGUUUUACUGAAACAAUUCAACACAAAAUAGAAUUAACUGAUUAUAGUGCUAUGAAAGGGAAGCAUUACCAAGUACCAGUUGCUUAUAGAGAAGCUGUUGAAGCAGAACUGGAUUUUCUACUUGAGUCUGGGCAAAUAGAAAGAACAGAAUCAGCAUACUCAUCACCCAUGGUGAUAGUAAGAAAAAAGAACAACAAAGUAAGGAUAUGUUGUGACUAUCGAGAGUUGAAUAAAAGGACUAAGAUAGAUGCUGAACCCAUGAAUGAUCCUAAAGACAUUUUGGAAACUAUCAGUAAAUCCUCAAUUUUCACCACUUGUGAUUUGAACAGAGGCUUCUGGCAAAUAGGACUGGAAAAGGGGUCAAGACAAUACACAGCCUUUACAUCUAGCAAAGGUCUAUGUCAAUUGAAGGUGAUGCCAUUCGGACUUGUGAACAGUACCGCCACGUUCCGAAAAUUCAUGAAUAAAAUAACAGAGGGAAUGAAAAACCUGGUCUUCUUUGUUGAUGAUAUAUGCAUACAUAAUAACACAUGGGCAGAACACAUAGAAACACUAAAAGAACUACUAGAAAGACUUAGAAAACAUGGGGUUACCAUAGCACCAGAGAAACUGCAUGUGGGAGUAGAUACAGUAGAAUUCCUAGGAUUUAAGUAUGACCUGACAGAUGUGGUGAUUUACAUAUGUUAUGAUGAGGAGUUUACCUCAGCCAAAAGCAACGAGGAAUGUUCCACACUUAAGGAAUGCGUGACUCCUGGCAUUAAACAAUUCUUGCCUCGUCCAUACUACUACAUAGACAGUAAAACACUGGAAGCAUUUUGUAGUGAAUUGAAUGACUACAUCUAUUGUGUAAACAAGAUUGCAUGGCGCUGUGACGAUCAUUCCAUUGUACAUUACCAUGAGGAGAUAAUUACACGGGGAAAGUAUGUCUGCACCAAUGUGUCGAAAAAAGCUGUUAACGAUUUGACUGCUUCACGAUGCCUUAUUGAUAGGAAGAAGAAGGAAGAAGUUGAAAAUGCGAUAGACUAUUGUUCAUGGAUCAUCUACAGAUAUCCUUACAAUCUCAUAGAGGACGUGUGCCAGCUUGGAUCACUUAUGCAGAGCUGUUAUGAAACAAGGUUGACUGCUUUGUGUGGUAGAGCUGGAGGGGACUUCUACAGCAGUUUAAUCUGGGAAGAGUUGGAGGGACGAUUUUUCGCUUAUGGCUGUAAAUUGGAGGAGGAAAAACAUAAAGUAAGUUGGAAAAAAUGUAAUCUACUUUCUGAAUGCUUGGAGGAUGAAAUAGGCAACUUAUUAAGUGAAUUGUACUACAGCAUCGACAAUACAACACUCGCAGCCUUUUGUGAUGAAUUUAAUACAUAUACCGAUUGUGUGGCAAAACACAAAUACUGUGACAUUAGCGAGAUUGUGGAUUUCUAUGACAAAGAUGUAACAGCUGGAAACUAUUUCUGCACCGAUGAAGUGAAAAAAGCUGUUGACGCUCUGACAGCUUCACAAUGCCUCAUUGAUGAGAACAAGAAGAAUAAGGUUGAAAAUGCGAUUAGUAUUUGUUCUACAACCUACACAACUGAUGAAGCAAAUGACAAUUCAGAAAUAUGCAGAAUUCUGAACAAAAUGAAGGACUGUUAUGAUUUGGAACUGACAGCUCUUUGUGGUAAAAUUGGAGGGGAAUUCUACAGCACAUUAAACUUUGAGAAUGAGGAAGGAUACUUUUACGAAAAGAAUUGUAUUGGGAACGAGCUUGCAACAGAACAUUGACAUUUGAGAAAGGCAGGAUAAGAUACGGAUUUCGAUGAUACUUAUAUACAAUGUAUCUGCCAAUAAAAGUAUAGAUACCAA